CAACUAGGUUCAAACCUGAUAAAAAUAAAAGUCCCCGCAACUAAUCUGCAAACAAUAGCCAGCUAAAGUUUACUGAUAUUGAAGAAGAAGCAAGACUAUGCAGAGAACUUCACUCCUUUGCUCUUCUAAUCCAAUUUCUGUAUCGCCACUUUCUCAUUAUUUUCCACCUCAGCUUCGACUUCGAACCCAUUUCUCUCUUUCCUUCCCGGCUUCCUUGCGUCUCCAAAAUCACCGACGUAUCGUCUCUCCUCUGCACGCCGCUGCUACUGAAGAGAUUAUUGAGACCGGUAACGGUGAAUCAGAAUUUGUUGAGGUUGGGUACUUGUCCGGUGUUCAUGGGCUUCAAGGGGAGAUUUGUGUAAAACCCAGCACCGACUUCCCUGAAUUGCGAUUCUCCAAGCCUGGAAGAAGGUGGUUGAGGCAAGAAGUUUUGGGAAGGGAGACAAUUCAAGAAGUGGAGCUAAUUAAGGGAAGAGAACACCCGGGACGAAAGAGUUGGAUACUUCUGUUUGAAGGGAUUGACACAGUGGAGCAGGCUAAGCCGCUUGUUGGUUCAACUUUACUUGUAAGGGAAGGAGAUAGGCCGGAGUUGGAAGAGGAUGAAUUUUAUACUCGUGAUCUUGUUGGCAUGAAAGUUUUUAUGAAAGAAACUGGGGAACUUGUGGGGACGGUUGUUAAUGUUUUCAACAGUGGAGCCAAUGAUCUUUUACAUGUCAUGACUCAUUCUUCUGUAAAUCUGCUUAAUGGAAGUGGGAAGGCAAGGCCACCAGAAACUGGAUCAUCAGGUCACCUUGUGUGGAUACCAUUUGUUGAAGAAAUUGUUCCAAAUGUUAACAUGAAUAGGAGAGAAAUGCAUAUUACACCUCCAAAGGGUCUUCUUGAGUUAAACGUACGCGUUGAUGAGAUGUCCAAGAAAGAAAGGCGCCAACUUGAAUGGAAAGAAAGGAAAAAGUUUCAGAGACACUUGAUAGCUGCAAAAAAGAAACUCUGUGAGAUGGAGCAACAACAUGUGUUCCAUGGGUUUAGAUUUGGGGAGAAGUCCCAUACAAGAUUACUUGCAGAGCAAAUUGUUGGUGUCAAUUCGAAAUUGCUGCAACAGGCUUUGCAAUAUAUUGAGAAACCUUCAAAGAGAUGGAAUGUAACUGAGGUAAUCAGUGCUACUAGAACAAAUGCAAUUAGAAGUACUCUGAAGGUAUCAGAAUGUUGCAUUACUCCUUGUGCAAGCAAAGAGAAAGUGGGUGCCCAUUUCAAUUUGCUGGAGAAGGGACGCAAUCUUGUUUCUGAAGGCAAAAUUGCUAUGGUUUUAGUUGUAAAUGACAGUGAGAGACAGGGAAGUGAUCCUUUUUCUGUUGACUCUGAGAGCAAUGAGAAUAAGACUUCAUCCCUUGUUCAAACAAUACUUUGUGAUGAUCAGAGACUCGUAAAGUUGCAGAUGGAAGAUCGUCAAUCUGUGUCACUGGUUUUGAUUUGUCCAGCCCAUGAAAUCAAAACGCUGGAAAAGAUUUUCUUGGAUAAUGAUUACUUUUCUUUUGACUCCGAAAAGGUCUGGUUUUUGGAAGAAGAGAAGCUGCCAGUUGUUAGCAAUUCUAAUGAAGAACAUAACAAACAGAAAAUUUUGAUGAAAUCACCUUGGGAAAUACUUCAAUCACCAGUUGGCUCUGGAGGAGUUGUUAGCUCACUUUCAUCGAACAACAACAUUGUGGAGAAUCUUAAUGAACUUGGUGUGGAGUAUAUUGAGAUAUGCAGCGCCAGUGGAAGAUAUGUUGGUGGGAGUUCAAUGUUUCUUGGGUUUGUUAAUUCAUGCAAAGCAGAUAUUGGCAUCCAAAUUUCUGAAUAUUCCAAGCUUGCCGAUGACAGUUUUCACUUGAUAUUCUCAAUGAACUUUCUGAGGAAAUUAAUGAAACAGACCUCUAAACUUCAGUUCCAAGCCAUGCCGGAAACAAAUUCUCAUGUUGAGAAGGUUGAUAAGGAGUGGAUUGAUAUCGUUCCCUCAUCUCCGAACUCAUACGAAUUUCGUAGUUCAAUCUACAGUUGCUUAAAUUCCUUCUCUCUUGAUAAAGUUUGUGUAAUGGAGAUCACAGAAUAAAUAUAGCAAAAACAGUGAUCAAUGUUAGUGUAUACAAAUUUUGUUUUGUUUUUUGUUCUUUGCCAUACCCGAAAUAUAUUAUUUCUUAUUAUGAUUUGUGAGUUUUGGUAA
Mangifera indica (mango) is the source of this 2197-nucleotide messenger RNA. RefSeq lists its product as uncharacterized. Bases 98 to 2086 code for a protein of 662 amino acids. The transcript is spliced from 10 exons. Gene Ontology annotation, cellular component: ribosome. Gene Ontology annotation, biological process: rRNA processing; UDP-N-acetylglucosamine biosynthetic process. NCBI's taxonomy places the organism in Eukaryota, Viridiplantae, Streptophyta, Magnoliopsida, Sapindales, Anacardiaceae. Gene Ontology annotation, molecular function: UDP-N-acetylglucosamine diphosphorylase activity; ribosome binding. The record is from RefSeq and is a predicted model, not a curated record.